UAUACAUAAAUCAUCCCAAAUCAAGUCGAUCUUGUAACCCCGGCGCCAAGUACCCAUCACAGAUCUUGCACUUAAACCACACUGCAGUGCCUGGGGUAUGUUUCAAUCCGGCUACAUCACCGUCGCGGGGGCUAUUCCGGCUCGAGAAAUUCCAAACGUCACGCAUCAUCGUCACCGUGCCCGUUCCGCCGCGCUCGCGUGGAUGUUCCCUCGGUGCAGCUUUCGUAUAAAGGGACCCUCUGACUCCUCCUGUGUUCUCCAACAUUCCGCCAACCUCCCAUGGAGUCCUACCAGUCCCAUCUUACGGUACUUGAGCAGAGUGCCGCGCUCUACCCCUCCGCUUUGGCCUUCAGAGUGCCCGUAUCGGAUCCAAUGACUAGGAGAGUGCACGAUUGGCUACCAAUAUCCUAUCGGCAGUUCAAGGAAGAUGUCGAAGUCACUGCACGCUACUGGUGUGGCGUCCUCCGUACUCAGGGCAUCCCCCAUCGUUCGGUGAUUGGACUAUGGCUCUCUGGCAUGGAUUACCAGGAUGUUCUUCACAUUUAUGGUAUCUCCAGGGCCGGCUAUGUGCCCCAAUUGUUCAGCAUCCGACUACCAAAUCCUGACGUUGUCCACGAAUUACUCUGUGAAGCAAACGCCAGGGCUUUGAUAUUUGCUUCCGAAUUUGCGGCAUUGACCGCUUCUUUCUCCCUUCCCGUGCACCCUGCUGUGCACAAGACCAACAUGAGCGAUGACUUGGUGUUCAUUUUCCAUACUAGCGGAUCUACGUCUGGACGCCCGAAACUCGUGCCAUGCAACCAGCGGUGGUUGCACAGCAUCGUGGAUAAAGCUAGAUUCACAACCGCCCCGCAAGAUCCACAACGCCAGGACGUAACCGUGUCCAUUGGAAGCAUGUGUCACAUCGGACAAAACUUUAUGCUGAUCGGUUCACUCCAACACGGAACUUGCACGGUUCAAACAACCAGACCGGGGUUCUCAUCAGAAGAGCUCCUAGAUAUGAUCCAGCGUUGUGGACUCAAUCGCUUGAACCAAUUUUCAACCUUCUUAUCUACCCACCUUCGCAAUUCACGGCAGAAUCCGAAAUUGCUGCACGCCCUUCAGCAUUUAGACGAGGUCCUUUACAGUGGUUUGCCCCUGGAUCGAGAUGACGAAGACUGGGCAUACAAAAACGGGCUGAAGAUGAAGAACCUUUUUGGCAGCACGGAAUGUGGAGCUACGCUACUUUCCGUUGGUGGCACAAGCCGAAAUGCUCGAUUCCUGCGCCCCUUGCCCGGUACCUCAUACGGGUUUGUUCCCAUCGACCGUGAUCACGGUGCUGAGGGCACCCACCAAUCCUCUGUCCAAUUCCUGGAACUCGUCGUCCUUGCUGGCUCCAGUGAUUGCCCCGAUUUGUCUCUACGGGGCAACGAUGGUCAUUUUCACACUGGUGACUUGUUCCAAGAGACGACACCUGGGAUGUACGUCUUUCGCGGGCGUAACGAUGAUUGGAUCAAAAGCGAGAACAGUCUCCGUUGUGAUACUAAAGCCAUAGAAGAUAAUGUCCGCAGUACCUGCGGUGAUUUGAUCGGAGAGUGCAUUGUUGUCGGGACGGGCAGGCCGUCUCCAGCCCUGUUCAUCGAACCUGCACCAGGGGUCGAUCACGAGAGACUACAGAGGGAAGUCCUUCGGAAGACACGUGCCUUCCACUCAAGGCGCUACCUUCACGAACGCAUCACACGCAAAGAGCUCAUCAUCAUUGUCCCGCCCAAGUCCCUUCCUAGAACGUCGACGAAGGGCAAUGUUAGACGGAAAGCGGUGGAAGAAUUCCACAAGGCACGGCUGGACGAAAUUUAUGCAUCCCUUGAUUAAGAUCAUGGACGACCUAAUAUUUGGUAUAAUUAUUAGUUUUACCUUAAUUCUUUCAUUGCAAGCAGCACUUUUGCAUUUCCGCGGGAACAUUUUACAUACCCUAGUAAUGGCCGUAAUGUGCCUGUUGUCCUGUAUCCAUCAGUCGCAUGUAUCAUAUAACACAGUAAAAUACAGUAUUCUUAACACAUCCCUUUCAGGGGUCUGCUUACAACUUCUGUGUGAGAUCGUCACCAGUGAUCAAGAAUUCGAAGGGUCUGCUUCCCUGAGCUAACGAAGAUGCUAUCGAGCCAACCACACUGUGCCC
Pisolithus orientalis is the source of this 2152-nucleotide messenger RNA. RefSeq lists its product as uncharacterized. Lineage: Eukaryota; Fungi; Basidiomycota; Agaricomycetes; Boletales; Pisolithaceae. Gene Ontology annotation, molecular function: medium-chain fatty acid-CoA ligase activity. The transcript is spliced from 7 exons. The record is from RefSeq and is a predicted model, not a curated record. Gene Ontology annotation, biological process: fatty acid metabolic process. The coding region runs from base 280 to 1848 and encodes 522 amino acids.